Molecule: messenger RNA, 5121 nt
Organism: Rhineura floridana
Lineage: Eukaryota; Metazoa; Chordata; Lepidosauria; Squamata; Rhineuridae
Gene: MEST
Product: mesoderm specific transcript
Exons: 12
Coding region: 327-1307 (326 amino acids)
Molecular function (GO): catalytic activity
Source: RefSeq, a predicted model, not a curated record
CAGGGUCACAUCUUCCCCUCACCUGAGAGGUUGACUUCCUGCUUUUCUGGUGGGAGGUGGCUCCUGAUUCCUUAUUCGCAUAUUCUGCACUCAGAAGUAUGGAAUAGACACCCCCGCAGAAGGAACUGGGAUUUGAACAGCUCCACCGCCCCUCCCCCAAUAACCCAGAGGCUAUCCCAAAAUCAAAUGGCUGUGCCAGAUGCACGGCUCCUAAUGACUAGAAACCGUGCCUUCAGCCCAAGCCUGUGGAACUCCCUCCCACCUAAGACUAGACUGAACUUCAGGUGCAUGACUAAGACUCCCUUGUUCCAGCAGGCAUUUUAAGAAUGAGAGAGUGGUGGAUUCAAGUGGGCCUGCUGACCGUGCCACUCAUUGCUGUCUACCUCCACAUCCCACCCCCAAAGUUGUCACCAGCUCUGCACUCAUGGAAGUCAUCAGGAAGCUACUUCACGUACAAGAACCAGAACAUAUUUUACAGAGACUCCUCAGGCGCAGUUGGCAGUUCAGACAUUGUGGUUCUUUUGCAUGGCUUCCCAACCUCCAGCUAUGACUGGUACAAGAUUUGGGAAGGGCUGACUCAGCGAUUUCACCGAGUGAUUGCUCUGGAUUUUGUGGGAUUUGGCUUCAGUGACAAACCGAGGCCUCACCAGUAUUCCAUCUUUGAGCAAGCCAGCAUCGUGGAAGAACUGCUGGGCCACUUGGGCCUCCUGAACCAACGGAUCAACCUUCUCUCUCACGACUACGGGGACACAGUUGCGCAAGAGCUGCUCCACAGGUACGAGCACAAUAAAACUGGGAGUGUCCUUAUCAAUAGCCUGUGUCUGUCAAACGGAGGUAUUUUCCCAGAAACUCACCAUCCCAGAUUCAUUCAGAAGAUUCUCAAAGACGGUGGCCUGCUAUCGCCCAUUAUUACCCGAUUAUCAAACUACUACUUCUUUGCCAGAGGACUUGCGGAAGUCUUUGGCCCCUACACUCAGCCUUCAGAGGCUGAAUACUGGGACAUGUGGACUGCAGUUCGAACAAAUGACGGAAACCUUGUGGUUGACAGCAUUUUACAGUACAUCAACCAACGGAAGAAGCACAGAGACCGCUGGGUUGGAGCCCUGAAGUCCACAUCUGUUCCUCUACAUCUCAUUUAUGGGCCUCUGGACCCCGUAAAUCCAUAUCCGGAGUUUCUUCAGCUCUACAAGCAAGUGCUUCCAAUGUCGACAGUGUCUGUGCUGGAUGACCACAUUAGCCACUACCCCCAGCUGGAGGACCCCAUGGGCUUCCUGAGUGCAUACCUGAACUUCAUCAACUCAUUCUGAGCCACAAGCAGGAAUCAGAGACAUUUUUACAUCCUAGAGGGCUAAAUUGUGCACUUAGAGCUCUGGACCAAAAACCACUCCAUGCAGUGAGCAGGAAGCUCUUGCAGUUUCUGCUGCCUUGGCGAGCGAAGCGAUAGACUCAUGGUUAGCAUCUCACAUGCGUGGCUGGGGUGGAGAGCCAGAAGUGACUUGUUCAUAAGCUCCGCUGCUGAUGCGCCACUCCUCUCUCUCAGCUGCCUGAAAAGAGAAGGAUGGUGCUGACAGGGAGACUGAAGCAUAUAAACAAGUGGGUGAUUUCUGCUGUUGCUCCUCUCUAUAUUCAGGUCUUGCUUCCUUCAAAGAUGAACACGUAUCAGGUUGUGGGAUGGGGAGAGAUCUUGUUUCUUGCGCAGCUUGUUUUGUCUCUUGCCAGAAAGGUCUUCAUGUCUUCCCUUUGGUGGAUGGGAGGCAUCCUGGUGAGGGUUAUUCCUCCCAUCUGGGCCAAGGCUGGGGCUAUGCAAAUUCACUUAGCCUGUCCUGUUGGGUGGGAGGAAUGACUCCCUCACCCCUUUCAGGGUGUAAUGGAGCGGAGCUUCUGGAACAGGCUCCGUGGGCCAGAUCCUUAUCAGGAUUGGCCUCGUGGGCCAAAUCGGACAGGUGGGCAGAGCUGGGAACAGGCACCUGCAGCCAAUACCGAAUUGAACCCUUGCCCCCUGCCCAUCAGCUGAUGUCACAAGUGAUGGGUUUGGAGAACAUGGCACUGUAGGUGAAGAUUAGCCCACAGACUGUUCUCAAAGGAAAAAACCCAAACUGCAAAAUGACUUUAUCCAAACUGCAAAAUAAUUUAAAACAAGCACAAAAACAUGUUCUAGGUAUUGAGUACUGACAGCCAAGGAAGCAGCAACGAAACAAGACAGUAGGUCAUACUUAGGGUUCAAAUGAUACUUACAUGGAAUCUCUGGUGCCCAAGGCUGACCGCCUCUAUCCUGCUGCGGAGCAGUUAAGAGGCCCAACAGCAUCAAAGUCCCUGGUGGGGGGCAGGCUCAUCUCCCUCCGUUGAUGAUGGGAAAUACGUCACGUGAAGUCUGGCCUUCUUCCUUGGUGUCGGCCCAGGAGACAUCAGAGGCAUUCUGGGUGGGGUCAUUGCCAUACCCAGAACAGGAAGGGAAGCUAUUGGAGCAUCUGCCUUCCACAGGCAGCAGCAGGGGGUGCGAGCCUGGCUUAUAGUGCCUCAGGAAGGAAGAAGCUGUGGCUGAAAUGGUUUCUUCCAGAGAUGUGUUAGUGAUGAAUCUCCUAGGAGCUGCAGCCCUCUAUUCGAGUGGGCCAUGAGCCCGAGAGUACUUUUCUCUGUCUGCCUUUGUGACAACUUCUUACCCUUGCAAAGGGCUGGCAAAAUGCAAAUAAGCUUUCAGGCCUCUUGUUUUUGGGGCUGUCUGGAUGUGGGCUUGUGCCACUUCUUGCAAUGACUGAUCAGGGCAAAGGUUGGGAGGUACUAUCUCCCGUGAGGCCUGUGGAAAGUGGAGAUCACUUUGGGGAUAAAGAGAAAGUGCAUUUAGUAGCAAAAGGGUAGCUCUUCGGCCUGUCCAGAGUUAUUCAGGGAUAGCUGCAUGCAGAACAUCCCAGAUUCAGGCCAUGACAUCUCCAAAUAAAGAAUUGGGUGACAUGAAAAGACCUCUUCCUGAGACUUUUGAGAGCUGCCCAUCAGUGUAGUUACUGCACUAGACAGAUGAUUUUGGCACCAUGCUAUACAGAGUUGGCACCAGCCUGCCCCAGCACAUGCCUGUCCAACUCUCCCUGAAGGGCCCCUCCUUAGGGUGGAUGGGUAGUGCUCCCUUCCACGAUCUGCAGUGGGGACCCAGGGGCCCUUGGCCGGGGCCUGACCUGGCCGCCCUCUGGCGCUGGCCCUGAUCCUAUGUUCUGUAAUAAUAACCUAAUUUGUCUGGACUUUGAAUCAUAGAAUAGUAGAGUUGGAAGUGUCCUACAAGGCCACUGAAUCCAACCCCCUGCUCAAUGCAGGAAUCCAAGUUAAAGCAUACCCAAGAGGUGGGUGUCCAGCUGCCUCUUGAAUGCCUUCAAGGUUAGGCAGACACCAUUAUUGGCCUGGUGUAACUUUCCUCACAACCAGGAAUAGUAUGACGUCAAAAAGGCAAAACUGGAUCUCUUAAGAGAACCCACACCCUGCAGCUAUGCAGUGGGCAAGGCUGCGGGAGCUUCCUCCCUGGCAGCUGGCACAAGUCUAAGCAAUUUGGUCUGGCUGGAGCGACCACGCUCCAGGCAGGAUGCCCUCCCUGACUACUGGCCUUUGCAGAGUUUAGUCUGCAUGAACUUUCCUAAGUGAAGGGAGGUGUGUAGGAAGGACUAAAGCAGCCCCAACAGCACAAGGCUCCCACCUCUGCCUGGCAGGCUUGUAGGUGGUUUUGUCCCUGAGCCAUUUUUCAAGACAUCCUUUCAGUGGACUGGCAGGUGGACACUCCUACACUCUGAAAAGUAGAUGUGGUGCUGCUGUUAAUCAACUAGCAACAGCAACAGCAACAGCGGCUUACAGCUGUGUAGUGUGAGCUUCAUCUUGUCUUAAGGGACAAUGUUCUUGGCUCACAUAAUACUCGAGAAUGAAGCUCUGACGUGAGUUCUUGCACAGUCAGACUUGGGCAGCUGGCCACUUCUUUGCUUUAAGGGUGAAGAGCGGAGCAAUAGGAAGCCAGUAACUUGGAAUUCAUUUAGGGUAGGUUCUCUUGCCCAAGGUGAGAUAGAGAAACUGAUCUGAAUGCCUGCAGGGUGAUUACAGGCAUGCAGUGAAAUGGUUGGGUUUCACCUACAUGCUUGCUCAAAAUGUGGUGGUGGUGGCGGCAGCAGUCUGGAAAACUGAACUAAGCUGGUGCUGGUUCUGCAGCAGUUCCUUCAGUGGCAAUCUGUCUGCUUAACUCUCUCAUCCAUUUGGUGGUCAUGAACUGUUUUUAGUUUAAUAAGGAAAAAUAUUGCACAGGAAAGACCCAAGAUUAUGCCAUCCUGACAUUUAUUUGCUAUGCAAAGUGACCACUUGUCAGGCAGAAAACGGACAAAAGAAAACUUGGUCUUUUUCAAAGAAAACCCGAGACUGCAAUCCUAACCCCAUUUACCCAGAAGUAAGCCCCACUUACUUAUUACUGAACACUAAAGCCAGGAUCAUUCAGACCAUGGUAUACCUGAUCUCUGUGUAUGGAUGUGAAAGUUGGACAGUGAAAAAAGCAGUAAGAGAAAAAUCCACUCAUUUGAAAUGUGGUGCUGGAGGAGAGCUUUGCGGAUACCAUGGACUGCGAAAAAGACCAAUAAUUGGGUGUUAGAACAAAUUAAACCAGAACUAUCACUAGAAGCUAAAAUGAUGAAACUGAGUUAUCCUACUUUGGACACAUAAUGAGAAGACAUGAUUCAUUAGAAAAGAUAGUAACGCUGGGGAAAACAGAAGGGAGUAGAAAAAGAGGAAGGCCAAACAAGAGAUGGAUUGAUUCCAUCAAGGAAGCCCCAGACCUGAACUUACAAGAUCUGAACAGGGUGGUUUGCGAUAGAUGCUCUUGGAGGUCGCUGAUUCAUAGGGUCACCAUCAGUCAUAAUCAGCUUGAAGGCACAUAACAAGCCCCACUGAAUUCAAUAGAACUUACUUCUGAAUAGGCACGGUAUUUACCUUUCUCUUUUCCUCUGUACACAUGAAGUACAGGAUCUUGCUUGUUAGCCAGCAGGGAAACCCUUUCCACUGAUACCCGGUUCCCACUAGAAGAUGCCAGGCUCCUACCCUCUUUCAAAAUGCAGAUUUGUGAAGCAGUUGUUAACACAGCAACUAAAGGAACAGCUUCUCAACCUA